AUGACUCAGUUGUUUUGUAGACGGGUGCCAGUGCAGAAGGUGUGUCCAGUUUGUGGUGAAGAAGAAGAGAUGAUAAUCCAUGCCUUAGUGUUCUGUCGGUUUGCAACAGCGUGUUGGCAUAAGCUUCAUUUGGCCGUAGUUUCUUUUGUGACAGAUGACUUUAAGGAGUGGUUCUCGCAAAUGCUUAAUAGGUAUUCAAAGGAGAGGUGGUGUGAUGUGGCAAUGGCUUGCUGGGGAAUCUGGAAAGCCCGAAAUGAGCUUGUAUGGCAGCAGAAACAAGUUCAGGUGGAUAAUGUGAUUAAGUCGGCCUUUAGUUACUUUGCACAGUGGAAGCAAACUCAGAGUUUCGAAAACAUUGCUCUCUUUCCCAACGAAAAUGUGGGUGAUGGAGUGUCUAGCUGGGUUAAACCUCAAGUGAAUGAAGUCAAAGUAUCGGUUGAUGCAGCCAUAUUUCCUGAACACAACGCUUGCGGCUUGGGUGCUAUUGCGAGGGAUUCGGAGGGGAUGAUGGUGUAUGCUAGAACAUGCAGGUACUGGGGGAGAGUAGCUCCGGAAUUCGCUGAAACUAUGGCUGUGAAGGAGGCUUUAAGUUGGUCUAAGACAGCGGCCAUGAAAGUGACAAUCGAAUCGGAUUGUCUGGCAGUAGUGCAAGUUCGAAGCAAAGUGCCUAUGGUUUCCUCCCUGGGCUUGUUGGUCGAGGAGUGUAGACAGCUUCUUGGCAUGCAAAACAACAAGGAGUUGUUCUUUAUUAAACGGUCUGUUAAUAUGGGCGCCCAUAGUUUGGCUAGGGCUUCAUAUUCUUUUCCAGAUCGAACUUUCAGUAGGAGUUAUGUUCCUGUUGAGGUUGCUAAUUGUAUUGUGAACGAUUUAGCUUCUUAA
Daucus carota subsp. sativus is the source of this 879-nucleotide messenger RNA. RefSeq lists its product as uncharacterized. The transcript has a single exon. The record is from RefSeq and is a predicted model, not a curated record. Gene Ontology annotation, molecular function: nucleic acid binding; RNA-DNA hybrid ribonuclease activity. The coding region runs from base 1 to 879 and encodes 292 amino acids. Lineage: Eukaryota; Viridiplantae; Streptophyta; Magnoliopsida; Apiales; Apiaceae.